Penicillium verhagenii is the source of this 2130-nucleotide messenger RNA. RefSeq lists its product as uncharacterized. Gene Ontology annotation, cellular component: nucleus. Gene Ontology annotation, biological process: cellular response to starvation; regulation of DNA-templated transcription. The transcript is spliced from 2 exons. Gene Ontology annotation, molecular function: zinc ion binding; DNA-binding transcription factor activity, RNA polymerase II-specific; RNA polymerase II transcription regulatory region sequence-specific DNA binding. The record is from RefSeq and is a predicted model, not a curated record. The coding region runs from base 1 to 2130 and encodes 709 amino acids. Lineage: Eukaryota; Fungi; Ascomycota; Eurotiomycetes; Eurotiales; Aspergillaceae.
AUGAACGUGGAAGCCAAGAACGGCACCCCGGUCCCCAUGGACGGCGAUCGCGAUUCCGCCGAUAUAACUGAACAUUCGGAGCCACUGGACUCUGGAAGAGAAAGAAUUAAUGGCGAUGUGAAAUCCGAGAACCGUAAAGCUGCAAACGCUAAAGAUCCUUCCCGGCCGCGACGGAAAAAGGCUCGCCGAGCUUGUUUCGCCUGUCAGCGAGCUCACUUGACAUGCGGCGACGAGCGACCAUGCCAGCGCUGCAUAAAGCGAGGCUUACAAGAUGCUUGCCAUGACGGUGUCCGUAAAAAGGCCAAGUAUCUGCACGAUGCCCCGGACGGAGCACUGAUGCCCGGGGUACCUGGAAACUUCUUCCCUAACAACACGCCCUUACGAACCAGCUUGUCACUGUCUAGAAAUGGCACCAACUCAAGUACUCCGCAGCAACAGCAGCCACAGCAGCAGCAGCAGCCCCAACAACCCCCACCGCAGCAAGGGAACAGCAAUUUCUACCCCACGCCUCAGCCACAAAACCAGCCGCAGGGUUCUUAUAACAUGUACCAAGAAUCGGCCUUGGGUCAGAGUCCUUUUACCACGCAAUCGCCUGUUUCACCUACAUACAAUCUGAAGACCAGUCAGAAUGGUCGCAAUCCAAGCUUAUCGUCCACUGUGAACCAACAGCCCACGCCUAGUACCGCCCUCUCCGGAGACACCUCCCAACCACAAAAUCCAUUUGCGGGGCCAUUUUUCGACCCAAGCGACCCCGCACUUUUCAACUUCGAUUUAUCCAGCAUGAAUUUCGAAAAUCGCUACGGUGCUCUUGAGUUUGGAAUGCUAGGACAUAUGGCGACCGGUGCCGGUGAUUCACCCACCGAUUCGGGCACACAGCGAGGGUCGAUGGGCCGUAGUGGGUCGGCGCAGUUCUCUACGCCAGCCCCUGGGUUUGGCGAAAGUCCGGGGAAUCAACCGCAACCAUUCAUGUUUGGUGAUCCCUUACUGAAUGAGUGGCCAACUGGACAGGCCUCGGGCCAACAGCAUGUGAAUGUCAGUGGCGUAUACGGCCAGAAUGGCAUGCUCCCGGGACACAUGAAGGCAGAUGGACCACAUGCUUUUGCUAUUGAAAGCGCUCCUGCCAAUUUCACCAGCCCCGCAUCGGCGAGUAGUCCACAUGUGGCUACAUCUGCUUUCGAGGAUGGAUCUUACAAUACGAGCGCCAAGUCCAGUAAUCUCGCACCCAAUGGACAGCGACCGAUGAUCACCACGCCUAGCUUAAAACAUCAACAAUUACAUGUUGGACCUAAAAAACGUCAUCGGAAUCCAUCCUCGAUAUACGAAAGUGUCAAGGAACCAUACGCUUAUACAAGUGGUUUCCACAACCUCACUGCAUUUAUUCAGCGCCGCUUCUCACCACAGAAGACCGUGCGUAUAGCUAAGUCUUUAGCAUCUAUCCGACCCUCUUUCAUUGCGACCACCAAGACCCUCAAUCGGGAUGACUUGAUUUUCAUGGAAAAAUGCUUCCAACGGACCCUUUGGGAAUACGAAGAUUUCAUCAACGCUUGCGGCACACCGACAAUUGUCUGUCGACGUACGGGAGAGAUUGCCGCUGUUGGAAAGGAGUUUAGCAUUUUGACAGGAUGGAAGAAAGACGUCUUGUUGGGCAAGGAGGCCAACCUCAAUGUUAAUACGGGUGGUACAUCACAACCGGCAUCUGGCACAAGCUCGCGUGGCAGCUUCACUCCUCGCGGCUCGACAUUGGAAAAUACCAACGGUCGGCCGCAACCGGUCUUUUUGGCAGAACUUCUUGACGAUGAUAGCGUUGUGGAGUUUUAUGAAGACUUUGCGCGCUUGGCAUUUGGUGAUUCUCGAGGUAGUGUAAUGACACGCUGCAAGCUUCUCAAGUACAAAACCAAGGAAGACAUGGAGGUGGGACAGGAUGAUAACGGAAAGUGGAACAACCACCUCCGCAAGGGUGGUAUUGCUGGCGAGGCUGGAAUGAACCAGCUGGGAUUCAAGGAUGGCAAGGUCGAGUGCGCGUACUGCUGGACAGUUAAGCGAGACGUGUUCGACAUUCCAAUGCUUAUCGUGAUGAAUGUGAGUACCCCCCAGCUUCACCUGAUUUGGAAACUCGAACUGACCAUUUAA